This is a messenger RNA of Oncorhynchus masou masou (cherry salmon), 3435 nucleotides long. Its product is annotated as plastin-3-like. NCBI's taxonomy places the organism in Eukaryota, Metazoa, Chordata, Actinopteri, Salmoniformes, Salmonidae. The record is from RefSeq and is a predicted model, not a curated record. Gene Ontology annotation, cellular component: actin filament; actin filament bundle; cytoplasm. The coding region runs from base 145 to 2019 and encodes 624 amino acids. The transcript has 15 exons. Gene Ontology annotation, biological process: actin filament bundle assembly; actin filament network formation. Gene Ontology annotation, molecular function: calcium ion binding; actin filament binding.
GAGCAGGGAGUGAGACCAGGGAUGUGGUUGCAGUGCAGGGCAACAGGCAGCGGUGCAGAACGACAGGCAUCCUGAUUGACACAUUGGUGGAGAGAAAACUCAGUGUGAUCAGAAGAGAUAGUGUUUCUCUGGUAGAAACUAAAGAUGGCGGGAAAGAUACCUAAAGAUGAGAUGGAGGAGCUCAGAGAGGCCUUCCAGAAAGUUGAUACUAACAGUAAUGGUUUUAUCUGUGACUUGGAGCUGACUGACCUGUUUAAAGAAGCUAACCUGCCGUUGCCGGGAUACAAGGUCAGAGAGAUCAUUAAAAAACUGGACCGCAACAAAGACAACCAGAUCAGCUUCGACGAGUUCCUCUCGAUCGCCAAGGAGCUGAAGGGUGAUGACAUAGCAAAGAGCUUCCGGAAGGCCAUCAACAGGAAGGAGGGGAUUUUGGCUAUAGGAGGAACCAGUGAGCUGUCCAGUGAAGGAACACAACACUCAUUCUCAGAGGAGGAGCGUUAUGCGUUUGUUAACUGGAUCAAUGCAGCGCUGGAGAAGGACCCUGACUGUAAACACGUCCUCCCUAUGAACCCCAACACCCCCAACAGUUUGUUCACUGCUGUAGGAGACGGCAUCAUCCUCUGUAAAAUGAUCAACCUGUCAGUCCCAGACACCAUUGAUGAGAGGACAAUCAAUAAGAAGAAGCUCACUCCCUUCACCAUACAGGAGAAUCUCAACCUGGCUCUGAAUUCUGCCUCUGCUAUUGGUUGUCAUGUAGUGAACAUCGGAGCUCUGGAUCUGAGAGAGGGGAAACCACAUCUGGUACUGGGCCUGCUGUGGCAAAUCAUCAAGAUAGGGCUGUUCGCUGAUAUAGAACUCAGUAGGAACGAAGCCCUAGCUGCGUUGCUGCGUGAGGGAGAGAGUCUGGAGGAUUUGAUGAAGCUGUCUCCUGAAGAGCUUCUGCUCCGCUGGGCUAACUUUCACCUUGAGAAUGCUGGCUUCAGCAAGAUCAACAACCUCUCCUCUGACAUCAAGGACUCUAGGGCUUACUAUCACCUGCUGAACAUGAUCGCUCCUGACGGAAGCAAGGAGAACGAGCAACGCAUUGAGAUCAACAUGUCUGGAUACAAUGAGAAAGAUGACCUGCGUAGGGCAGAGAGUAUGCUGGUUCAGGCUGACAGGUUGGGCUGUAGACAGUUUGUGACCCCGACUGAUGUGGUCUGUGGGAACCCCAAACUCAACCUGGCCUUCGUUGCCAACCUGUUUAAUAAAUACCCAUCACUCACCAAGCCUGAGGGGCAGGACCUGGACUGGGCAAAGCUGGAGGGUGAGACGAGAGAGGAGAGAACCUUCAGGAACUGGAUGAAUUCUCUGGGAGUCAACCCUCAUGUUAACCAUAUAUACGGUGAUCUGUUAGAUGCGCUGGUCAUCCUCCAGCUGUAUGAGAGGAUUAAGGUUGCAGUGGACUGGGACCACAAAGUCAACCGCCCUCCCUACCCCAAGCUAGGGGCCAACAUGAAGAAGCUGGAGAACUGUAACUACGCAGUGGACCUCGGGAAGGCCAAGGCAGGGUUCUCUCUGGUCGGCAUCGGAGGACAGGACCUUAACGACGGAAACCCCACCCUCACCCUGGCUCUGGUUUGGCAACUGAUGAGGAGAUACACUCUGAAUGUUCUGGAGGACCUUGGACAUGGAGAGGCUGCUAACGAUGACCUCAUCAUCAACUGGGUCAACAGAACCCUGACUGGAGCCGGGAAGAACUCCAAGAUCUCCAGCUUCAAGGAUCGUGGUAUCAGCAGUAGUCUUCCUGUCCUGGACCUGAUUGACUCCAUCCAGCCACGCAGCGUGAACUAUGACCUUGUCAAGACUGGAACGCUCUCUGACGUCGACAGAUUGGACAAUGCCAAGUACGCUGUGUCCAUGGCAAGGAAGAUCGGAGCCCGUGUGUACGCCCUACCAGAGGACCUGGUGGAGGUGAAGCCUAAGAUGGUGAUGACUGUGUUCGCCUGCCUCAUGGGACGGGGUAUGAAGAGGGAAUAGCACUUCAGCCACACCAUCAGCCUGUGCCUCAGCCUCUAGCCUGUUUGCAAAAAGGCUUCUGGUUUAAACAAUGAAAACAGACAUAUUAUAUUAGAUACAUAUUGAAUGAAUGACAGUGGCCAUAUUGCUCCACAGCUGAUUUGAUGACUCUGUAUAUCUGCCUUUAACUUAAGACACUGUGUCACACUGUAUGUGAUGCUGUAGCUUUUCGUUGACCUCUGUGGUGAACAUUAGACUGGACUAUGGCUGUUAAAGGACAUAUCAUGUGGGGGAUGACUGGAAUCGCUCUCACAGUUCUUAUAGGAUUAGAGAGAGAGAGAUAGAGAUUGAGAGAGACAGAUGUAUAUAUAUAUAUAUAUAUAUAUAUAUAUAUAUAUAUAUAUAUAUAUAUAUAUAUAUAUAGAGAGAGAGAGAGAUUGAGAGAGACAGACAGAGAUAGAGAGAGUGUGUUGCUUUGAUUCAAAGAUUUUUCAUCGAAUGGCCUUAAGGUUCAGUCAUAAACGGGUCCCUAUGUCCCUAGUUUAGAUUAUUGACCAAAUUACACAAAACAUACCUACACAAUAGAGUAUUCCAUGUUAUUAGUAUGUUUGAUAUGUUAUUAGUAUGUUUUAUUGGUAUAUAUGGCAUCCCAUGUUAUUAGUAUGUUUUACUGGUAUAUAUGGCAUCCCAUGUUAUUAGUAUGUUUUACUGGUAUAUAUGGCAUCCCAUGUUAUUAGUAUGUUUUACUGGUAUAUAUGGCAUCCCAUGUUAUUAGUAUGUUUUACUGGUAUAUAUGGCAUCCCAUGUUAUUAGUAUGUUUUACUGCUAUAUAUGGCAUCCCAUGUUAUUAGUAUGUUUUACUGCUAUAUAUGGCAUCCCAUGUUAUUAGUAUGUUUUACUGGUAUAUAUGGCAUCCCAUGUUAUUGGUAUGUUUGACUGGUAUAUAUGGCAUCCCAUGUUAUUAGUAUGUUAUUAGUAUGUUUUACUGCUAUAUAUGGUAUCCCAUGAUAUUAGUAUGUUAUUAGUAUGUUUUACUGCUAUAUAUGGCAUCCCAUGUUAUUAGUAUGUUAUUAGUAUGUUUUACUGCAAUAUAUGGCAUUCCAUGGUAUUAGUAUGUUUUACUGCUAUAUAUGGCAUCCCAUGUUAUUAGUAUGUUUGACUGGUAUAUAUGGCCAUGCCUUUAACAGAAAGGUAGCCAAUCAACUAUGCAUAAACAAUCUUUUUUGUUGUUGAAAUUCUGUAGUCGUUGAAAAGCAAAGCUUUAAAUGUCCCUGACCAGUUAGUGUUGUGUAAUGGAACCUGUUAAAACUGUACUAUCGUUGCUGUGGUGAGGAAGGAUUUGGGGAGGAAACUGGAAGCCUGUCUGUGUUACAGAGUCCUGUCUAUACAGACGGCAUGCUGUUCCUGAACGGAUUAAAUACAACUCUUCAUGAUUUA